AUGGGGUUUUUGUGGCUAUUUUCAGUUGUUUUCAUACUCACUGGACCAUCAGUGAGCAAUGGUGGCUACUGGCCACCUUCACCUGGGUUCUACCCAAGCUCAAAGUUCAGGUCCAUGACCUUUAACCAAGGCUUCAGAAACCUUUGGGGUCCCAACCACCAGACCAUCAACAACAAUGCCCUAGCCAUCUGGCUCGACCGUACAUCAGGAAGCGGGUUCAAGUCGGUGAAACCCUUCCGAUCCGGCUACUUCGGAGCAUCCAUCAAACUUCAACCGGGUUAUACUGCUGGAGUCAUAACAGCAUUCUACCUAUCAAACAAUGAAGCACAUCCAGGGUUCCAUGAUGAAGUGGACAUAGAAUUCCUUGGAACAACAUUUGGGAAACCAUACACAUUGCAAACAAAUGUGUACAUAAGAGGAAGCGGAGAUGGCAAGAUUAUUGGAAGAGAGAUGAAAUUCCAUUUAUGGUUUGACCCCACCAAAAAUUUUCAUCACUAUGCAAUCUUGUGGACCCCUUCUCAUAUCAUAUUUUUUGUUGACGAUGUGCCGAUUAGAAGGUAUCUAAGGAAAAGUGCGGCAACGUUUCCGUUAAGGCCAAUGUGGUUAUACGGCUCCAUUUGGGACGCGUCCUCUUGGGCCACUGAAGACGGUAAAUACAAAGCCGACUAUAGGUACCAACCAUUCGUUGGAAGGUUCACCAACUUCAAAGCAUCGGGUUGCUCUGCCUACUCAGCACCACGGUGCCACCCUGUGACCGCCUCCCCAGGACGGUCCGGGAGGCUUAGCAGGAGGCAGACUACGGUCAUGAAAUGGGUACAAAGCCGUUACAUGGUUUAUAACUAUUGCUGGGACAACAAAAGGGACCAUUCCUUGACACCAGAAUGCUGGAAAUAAGUGAUUGGACCAUUUUACCCCCCAUACAACUUAAGGGCACAUGGGUCUUUUGUAGCCUUUAAGUGAAGGGCACUUUUUUUUAGGGUCCUUUUUUUCUAUAGGGUGUGUUGAGAUGGGUCCACAAAGGUUGGUUCAGCAUCCAAAGCCCUCUGGAACAGCAAACAGCUUUUUAUUGUGUGGU
Messenger RNA from Cynara cardunculus var. scolymus (artichoke), 1075 nucleotides. Its product is annotated as probable xyloglucan endotransglucosylase/hydrolase protein 32. The record is from RefSeq and is a predicted model, not a curated record. The transcript is spliced from 4 exons. NCBI's taxonomy places the organism in Eukaryota, Viridiplantae, Streptophyta, Magnoliopsida, Asterales, Asteraceae. Gene Ontology annotation, molecular function: hydrolase activity, hydrolyzing O-glycosyl compounds; xyloglucan:xyloglucosyl transferase activity. Gene Ontology annotation, cellular component: cell wall; apoplast. Gene Ontology annotation, biological process: xyloglucan metabolic process; cell wall biogenesis. The coding region runs from base 1 to 894 and encodes 297 amino acids.